Messenger RNA from Seriola dumerili (greater amberjack), 2835 nucleotides. It is a transcript of the gene rab27a, whose product is annotated as RAB27A, member RAS oncogene family. The record is from RefSeq and is a predicted model, not a curated record. Gene Ontology annotation, biological process: melanosome transport; positive regulation of exocytosis. The transcript is spliced from 6 exons. NCBI's taxonomy places the organism in Eukaryota, Metazoa, Chordata, Actinopteri, Carangiformes, Carangidae. Gene Ontology annotation, molecular function: GTP binding; GTPase activity. Gene Ontology annotation, cellular component: secretory granule; melanosome. Bases 242 to 904 code for a protein of 220 amino acids.
UGAGUGAUCACUCCGUGGGGAGGAGCUGUUCUCAACACACGUCAACCGCGGAAAGUAAAGGUGGUGUUCAGUGUUGAUGAAGCCGCUCUCAUGUCGACUAAUGGCCCAAAGGAGACGGAGAAAGUGAAGUCCUCAUUUACUCGCCUUUCCUAAAGUCUUCAGCGGUCACUUAUUACUGCUUUUCCUAACACGACACAGCGCGCAGCAGCUACGCCCCGGGGGCCGAAAUUAAGGUCUCACUAUGUCUGAUGGGGAGUAUGAUUACCUCAUCAAAUUCCUGGCCCUCGGUGAUUCUGGUGUGGGAAAAACAAGCUUCCUCUACCAAUACACAGAUGGAAAGUUUAACUCCAAGUUCAUCACUACAGUCGGGAUAGACUUCAGAGAAAAACGAGUGGUCUACAAAUCAACAGGUCCUGAUGGAUCUUCAGGUAAAGGACAGAAAAUCCACAUGCAGCUGUGGGACACUGCAGGACAAGAGAGGUUUCGGAGUUUGACGACUGCGUUCUUCAGAGAUGCAAUGGGUUUCCUCCUGCUGUUUGACCUCACAAAUGAGCAAAGUUUCCUCAACGUCAGAAACUGGAUGAGUCAGUUACAGAUUCACGCAUACUGCGAAAAUCCAGACAUCGUUCUGUGUGGCAACAAAUGUGACCUGGCAGAUCAGAGAGCAGUCAGUGAAGAAGAGGCCCGUGAGCUGGCAGAGAAGUACGGAGUCCCAUACUUUGAGACAAGUGCUGCAAAUGGGCAGAACGUGAACCAAGCUGUGGACGUCCUGCUGGAUCUUAUCAUGAAGAGGAUGGAACGAUGCGUUGACAAGUCCUGGAUCCCUGAUGGGACCGUCCGAGUCAAUGGACCCACCAACCCCGACAUCUCGGAGAGCUCAGACAGGAGCAAAUGUGCAUGUUAGAAUGAUGAGGAGCUGUUUUAUUUACAUAUGUGUGUCUAUAAUACUGGUGAAAAAAAUAGGAAGACAACCAAGUUCAAUGUUUCACAAAGUGGGAGUUUAUAUAUUGUUUCUGUGUUAGGCAAAACUUAACAUUAAUUUGUGUCCAUUGCCUCACAGACCUUGUAUACUUUUAUUGACAUGCUUUAUUAUUUGUCAGUACAGAUUUAAGUACCUUUUGAAUAUGGACAUUUUCAUUAGGAUUAAUACCAUGGGUGUUUUGAAUAAUUAAUUCAUUUUGAUUGUGAGUAUGGGAUAUUUAUUUCUUAUGAUGCCUAGCUGAAAUAUCCAACUCUGCUCAUCAGUUGAACAUGCUGAUCAUAUUUGCAGGUAUAAACUUUACGCUCCAUGUUGCAGCAAAGCGGGCUGCCCUGCCAGGUGUGCUAUAAAUAUGCUGUUAAUACUUUCUGUGAGGUUAGCGUAGAUUCACUCAUCUAAACUCAAGAAAGAAGCCACCUUUAUUUGUAUUCCUACAGCCAGAUAGUCGUUGACUGUUAUACCUGCAGUCACUGUUUGUUGGUGGAGAGGAAUUGCCUAUGAUUGUAGUUUUAGGAAACUUUAUGUAACCAGUUAUGUACUACUGAUGCUCCGUUGAAUGUGCAGCUGAAUACUGCUAUCUCAGCUGUGCCACAGCCACAGUGUCUAUCCUGCAUAAGCUAGAUGGACACUCUAUGCCUACUGUAUUUCAUUUUCCACAUCAGUACUUGGGCUUUUUUGCCUGCAUAACAUGAAUUUUGUAACACAGUUAGACUAAGUCAUCUACACUUCAUUAUGUACAGCGACAGAUUUGCCACUAAUUACAAAAAUGAAUGCUCCGUAGUUUGAUAAGGGGAAUAAAUAUGUUCUGAAAAGCAAUAGUGAAAACUGAACAGUAAACCAGGAACCCAGGUAAUUCAGUUAAUUCAUCCUGCCGAAUAAAAAAUCCAUUCAACAAAUAAAAACAUAAAUAGAAUUUAAAAUUCUCUUAAUAUAUUUUAAACAAAGAAAUGUAAAGUCAAAAUCUUAUUGUAGCUUUUGUGCAUAUUUUUUACUGUUUUGAGCAAAAUGUAUUUCUAGACUUAGAUUGACCAUUUAAACUAAACUAUGAGUUUUGUGGACCGUUCACUCACUUGUAUUUUAGCUCAGAGCUGCAGGUUCUAUAGUGCUCUGUAGUGGACGAUCUUUGCUAACAUUAUAAAAAAUUAUAAAGAAACUUUUAUAAAAUAAAACAUUAACCUUCAGGGAAAUUUAGCUGAGGUGCUAUUUCACACAGCAAAUGCUAUAUAUUUAAUGAGUCUGGCUACUGUUUAGGUUGUGACCUACUCACUAAAUGUAUCAUAAGUCAAGAUACACUGGACUAAAUAAAUGUAUAUAGAAACCUUUAUUCAGUUGCAAGAUGCAGUGAAAAGAGGUUUUAGAUACAAGAGUAUUGCUACAUUAUUUAAUUCCCUAACCCUCAGAACAUUAUUAGAUGGAAAGUGUUUGUUUCAGGUAUUAAUGUGACCAUGUUAACUAGGCAAUACACAGUACAGUUGCCUGUCCAAUCUAUUGAUUUGGAUUUCGAUAGAUUUUGUAUUAGCAAGUUUUAUAAGUAAGGCAAUAAGGUUGGGCCUUCACUUCACUUUACUGUAUGGGAUGCAUUUAAAAUCCCAGCGUUCAUCCCUUUAGAUCAGUGUAUAACGCCACUGAUAUUUUAUAUUUUACAAGAUGGUGUAUUUACACUUAAUAAAACACUGAAGUGGCCUUGUGAGAAUAUUUAUCCAGACUGUAUUUACUGUAGUUUCAUGCACAAAUACACAUUGUUUGUAUUACUCUGUUUUUUCUGUUAAAAGGGUGAAUGUGAUGUUUUAGUUAAGACACAAAUAUAUUUUUCCUCUCACUGUUUCAAUGCACAAAUUAAAAUUUUUGAAAAUCUA